CUGGGCUGGUCCUCUGUGUUUGUGUGCCUGCCCGGGCCCUGUAACGGCGAAAUCACUCCUCCCAGCCCGUUUACUCGCCUGCGGUGACAUCCACACCUCCACACAGUUCUGACUCACCCCAGAUCCCCUAGAGCCCUGGGGGAUCUAAUCCCCUCUAACCCCCCUUUCUCGUCCUCCUUCCAAACACUACUUCAGGGGCUGCCCGCAGGGCAUGCUGGUGGGGAAAGGGGGGCAGAGGUCAGUGGUUGCCAUGGUGACGGUGGCUACUUCUCUGCUGUAGCGUGCUAACGGACAGCAGGGUGGGUCUGGGCCAGUUGUAGAGGCGGGAGCGCCCCCUGGCGGGAUCUGGGAAGACUGCGCCUGCGCAGUAAGUAAUUUUUACCGCCGUGAGAAAACCUGUGAAGCUGUGCAGGUCGGUGGAGUUGCCAGCAGAGGGCCCACCUCCGGUAGGAGGGCUGCUUCUGGAAAUCCCAUGUCCCACGUGGGGCUUCUAGAGUGGAGCAGCUUUUGUGGCCAGUAACAUUUAUGCCUUUUAUUGAGCACCAGCUGUAUGCCUCAGGCUUUGCUUCAUUAUAAAGGCUUACAGGGUUCCAAGUCCCACUAGUUAAUUAAUUUCAUUCAAUAUGGUUCUAGGCACUUAGCAAAAUAUAUUUAUUGAGAGCUUCAUUUGUGCUAGAUCCUUUUCUACUAAUUGCUUUCACCUACAUAAUACCUAUUUAAGCCCUGUCCUGUUACCAGGCACUGUUCUAGUGCUUGAGCUAUGUCAGUGAACAAAAUAAACCAUUACACAGUAUUGAUAUUUAACAAACAUUUAUUGAGCACCUACUGUGCAUAAGGUACUAUUCUAAACUUGUGGCUGCUCGUUCUCGGGUCGUGAAAGAAUUCAUGCGUCAUGCAGAAAUACGGACGGAAGAUUUAUUAAAGAGAAGGGUCUGCUGGGCAGAGUCCACUGGAAACGACUGCAAACGACUGUGUCCAAUCUUGUCUGAAGUUUUAAAUUUUCUCAACAGGAUGUAAAUUGCUUUGCCCUGUAGUGGAAUUUUCUAUUGAGUUCGCCUUUGUUCCUUUAGGUGGGGGGAGGUGCAGUUAAGCUGUUUAUCGCCACCUUUGCAUAUGUUAUGUAGAUUUAAGUUGGCGCCAGGAGUGGAUCCCAUACAGAUGCAAAACCGCUCCCAAGUCCCAGGGCCAGCACUGGGGCUAAAGUAAACAGAACCAUUGAAACUGCAUAUUAAAUGUAUAGGAAGCAGAAUCUUUAACAUUUGCCGGAAAUGCAGCAAAGAAGGAAAACAAAGCUUUCAAAAAGUCCCAAGCUAAAUUAAACUUGUUAAAUCAAAUUAUACCAGAGCUCCAAAUCUCAUAAUAGAUUUAGUACCACCAUUACAAUCCUCCCUAUCUCAUCAUAAACUCUUUGGAGAUGUCAGUGGACAAAACAGUUAAAAAUUUAUGUAAUAGUGUCUUUCAUUAAGAACCACUUUUAUUCAAAUAUUUACUGAGCUCCUAUUAUGUGCCAGAUGUGCAUAAGCUUUUGACCUGAAUCACUUUCCCAAUGGCUGUGAGUUUGAGCCCUUAAGAUGAGGACACUGAGGCCCAGGGAAGGAAGUGGUUUGCUCAAGGCCACACAGUCGGGAGGCUGAGGGGCUAUGAUUUAAGUUCAGGUGAGAAGUCAGCCUCAGAGCUGCUGACCUGAUGUCUGUAUUCCCUUUUCUCUCCCUGUUUCUGCACCCCCCCCAGUCAGACUCAGUCUCGUGCCCACUGGAAGUGGAACUGCUGUGGAAGGUGGGUGCAGGUGGUGGACACCCUGGUGUGAUCCGCCUGCUUGACUGGUUUAAGACACCAGAGGGCUACACGCUGGUCCUCGAGCGGCCUUUGCCUUCCCAGGAUCUCUUUGACUAUAUAACAGAGCAGGGCCCAUUGGGUGAAGACCGAAGCCGCUGCCUCUUUGCUCAGGUAGUGGCAGCCGUUCGGCACUGCCAUGCCCGUGGAGUUGUCCAUCGUGACAUCAAGGAUGAGAACAUCCUGAUAGACCUCCGCCGGGACUGUAUCAAACUCAUUGAUUUUGGUUCUGGUGCCCUGCUUCAUGAUAAACCCUACACUGACUUUGAUGGGACAAGGGUUUACAGCCCCCCAGAGUGGAUCUCUCGUCACCAGUACCAUGCACUCCCAGCCACUGUCUGGUCACUGGGUAUCCUCCUCUAUGACAUGGUGUGUGGGGACAUUCCCUUCGAGAGAGACCAGGAGAUUCUGCAGGCUGAGCUUCACUUCCCUGCCCAUGUAUCCCCAGACUGUUGUGCCCUAAUCCGCCGGUGCCUGGCCCCCAAACCCUCUGCCCGACCCUCACUGGAGGAGAUCCGGCUGGACCCCUGGAUGCAGACAGCAGCUGAGGAUGCUCCCUCCAGCUCUCCUAAAGGGGGUCCCACUCCUUUGGCCUGGUCCCUGCUGCCCUAAUUGGGAUGGCCAUCCCAUGGCCAUGCCAAAGGGACAGAAGGACAUCUGUUGACCUGGUUUUACAGGCCAUCACAAAUCCAGUGUUAACUAGGGUCAGAGUUUGGGGAUCAGGGGUCAGAAGAGAUAAACCAAGUCUGCCCAGUCCCCAUCCCAAUUCUGCUAAGGAGCCCUCCCAGAAUUUACGGUUUCUUAUCUGGAGGGACUUCUUCUCAUUUUGCUAAGGAUGUUUACUUGGUUGAAGUUACUUCCCUUCUGAGUCCCAGGACUCUUACUCUGAUUUGUUACAACCCUUACACGGGCACCUCCUGCUACCACCACACAAACUUAGUUCAAAUGCUCUAACUUGGGCAAGGGUGCUUUCCUUUGAUACCCCAGCAGCUUUUACUUUAGUAAAGGGACCCUUUCCUCUAGCCUAGGGUCCCAUAUUCAGUCAAGCUGCUUGCCUACCUCAGCCCAAGGUUGCUUACUCUGGGGGAGGUAAUGCCCUAUUGUUAUCCCAGGGCUUAAAAAUAUUUUUUUUUAAUUUUGUUAUUUUUAUUUUUUAUUUUUUUUUGGUGAGGGGGACCCCACUGUGUUAUUCUAAGUGCUCUUAUUCUGGUGAGAACCCUACUUCCAUAAUUUGGGAAGGAAUGGGAGAUGGAUACCACUAAAGUCCACUAGGGUGGAGGGGUGUGUUUUUGGGGGGAAUGGGGUAGGGGAAAUAAGUCUUGUUGUUUGUUCACCUGGGGCCUCCCCCAUGUUUUUUGGAUUCUUGCUGCCUCCUUCUGAGCCAGGAUUGUCCAGUUGCUGAAAUGUAAAUACUUAUGUAUUGGGAGAAGGGAGCUCCAAAUGUGUCAUCCUCUCCCUUCUCCCCCUGCCUGGAUUAUUUAAAAAGCCAUGUGCGGAAUCCCACUAUUUAAUAAACUUAAUAGAAUCACAAGUGACCGGCCAUUUGUAGU
Hipposideros armiger (great roundleaf bat) is the source of this 3383-nucleotide messenger RNA. It is a transcript of the gene PIM2, whose product is annotated as Pim-2 proto-oncogene, serine/threonine kinase. Lineage: Eukaryota; Metazoa; Chordata; Mammalia; Chiroptera; Hipposideridae. Gene Ontology annotation, molecular function: ATP binding; protein serine/threonine kinase activity. The transcript has 4 exons. The coding region runs from base 1687 to 2445 and encodes 252 amino acids. Gene Ontology annotation, cellular component: cytoplasm. The record is from RefSeq and is a predicted model, not a curated record. Gene Ontology annotation, biological process: protein autophosphorylation; negative regulation of apoptotic process; regulation of mitotic cell cycle.